AUGUCCACAUACACUGUUACCGUUACCGGCAUCGCCCCGACGACCACCCAGCAGCAGUUGAAUGACUUCUUCUCCUUCUGUGGAAAGAUCCAAUCGAUCGACCUGAACGAGAAGGCGGAACCUCGCACUGCUGUCGUUCACUUUGAGAAGCCCUCAGCAGCCAAGACUGCGUUGAUCCUCAACGGUGGUUCUCUUGACGGCGCACACUUAAGCGUGACAUCAGACACUGUCCACGAAGACGAGGAGCACGACGCUGCCAGCGAGCACAUCGACCAGAGUGACAAGCCUCGCGCAGGUAUCGUCGCGGAGUACCUUGCUCGUGGGUACACGCUCUCGGACCAGAUUCUCCAGCGCGCGAUCGAGGUUGACAGCCAAAAGGGCAUCUCGAAGCGCUUCUUGACCUACUUCCAGUCCCUUGACACAACCCUCGGCGAGAAGGCGCUCGGUCCUGAGAAGACGAUCUCGGGCAAGGUCUCCGAGACCAUCGGCAACGCGCACAAGUCUGCGAAGUCGAUUGACGAGCAGAAGGGCAUCACCAAGACCGCCUGGGAUUACUACGCGAAGGCACUCAGUACCCCCGUCGGCCAGAAGGUCCGCACCUUCUACACGACAACCUCCAAGCAGGUCCUCGACAUCCACGAGGAGGCCCGUCGCAUUGCUGCUGAGCACAAAUCUGCUGCUGCACCGGCAGCUACACCUGCACCUGCUGCGUCUGGCCCCGUCGACGAGGCGUUUGGCUCCGAGCAGAAGGCACCGACUGUUGUUUGA
Peniophora sp. CBMAI 1063 is the source of this 768-nucleotide messenger RNA. The record is from the annotation of a GenBank genome assembly. Lineage: Eukaryota; Fungi; Basidiomycota; Agaricomycetes; Russulales; Peniophoraceae.